UUAGCUUUGUCCAGUGAGGAUUUGGUUAAUGACAUGGAACUGAUCCAACGCAUCGCUGGAGGCCUACUAAAAGGAGAAUUCUAUGAAAAAGCCGGCGACCUUUACGAACGCGUCAAUGAUGAACAAAAGGCAAUGGAAUGCUAUAGCCGAGGCAAAGCAUUUGGAAGAGCCGUUGAACUUGCUCGACUCGCCUUUCCUUCAGAGGUUGUUACGUUGGAAGAGCAAUGGGGAGACCAUUUGAUGAGCAUAAAGCAAUUGGACGCUGCCAUCAAUCAUUACAUCGAGGCUGGCAACACUGUGAAAGCGUUGGAUGCAGCGAUUGCCAGUCGUCAAUGGAGACGAGCUGUGCAAAUCAUUCAGGUCAUUGACAACCCAUCAGCCCUAGGAAAAUACUACGGAAAAUUAGCUGAGCACUUCACAUCUAUCGGAGAUCUUCAAACAGCGGAGAAGUUUUAUCUUGAUGCCGGCCUGCACAUGGAUGCGAUUGAAAUGUACAACAAAGCUGGACAAUGGGAACAAGCCCAUAGGCUAGCUUCGAAGUACUUGAGAAGUGACGAAGUUGCUGAAAUGUACAUCACGCAAGCUCAGAAUCUAGAGCUGCAGGGAAAAUGGCGCGAUGCCGAAAGACUGUACAUUGCUGUUGCCGAGCCGGAUUUGGCAAUAACUAUGUACAAGAAUCAUCAUCAGUUUGAUCAGAUGAUGAGACUUGUGUCACAGUACCAUCCCGAUCUUGUGGCUACAACACAUGUCCAUCUCGCGAAAGAAUUGGAGAAUGAAGGAACUUAUCAGCAAGCGGAGAACCAUUAUGUUCAGGCACAGGAGUGGAAAACUGCCGUCAGCAUGUACAGAAAUGCUGAAUUAUGGGAAGAUGCUUACCGGGUUGCCAAAAAUCAUGGUGGACCUCAUGCAGGAAAACAAGUGGCAUUUUUGUGGGCAAAAUCACUGGGCGGAGAUUCAGCUGUGAAACUCCUCAAUAAGUUCGGACUAUUGGAGCAAUGUAUUGACUAUGCUUGCGAAGUUGCCCUGUUCGAUUUUGCCUUUGAUCUGGCGAAAACAGCUAUAAAAGGCAAGCUCCCAGAGAUACAUUAUAAGCAUGCGAUGUCUUUGGAAGAUGACGGGAAGUUCCAGGAAGCUGAAGGAGAGUUUAUAAAAGCAGGGAAACCGAAGGAAGCCGUUUUGAUGUAUGUUCAUAACCAAGAUUGGGAAAGUGCGCAGAGAGUCGCCGAAAGUCAUGAUCCGGACUCAGUUGGAGAUGUUCUCGUUGGACAAGCAAAAGUCGCUUUCACGGCUCGGGAUUUUCCUCGAUUCGAGUCCCUUUUGUUGCGAGCACAACGUCCGGAGAUUGCCAUCAAAUUAUACCGGGAUGGUGGAAUGUGGACCGAGGCUUUGCGCUUGUGCAAGGAAUACUUGCCCCACAGACUGCAGCAGCUGCAGGACGAGUAUGACCGGGAAGUUAUGACGCAGCCGGGUCGGGACGGAAAUUCGUUGCUGAUACAAGCUCGAGACUGGGAAGAAUCUGGGGAUUAUCCCAGAGCCAUUGAAUGUUAUUUGAAGGUAACAACCGGAUCAGUUAGUGAUCCAAUGCAACUGGAAAAAGCGUGGUCGUCUGCUGGAAACCUUGCGUUGAAAUUCUUGGAUCAAGACAAGGCCAUGGAAGUGGUUCGAAGAGCAGCUGGAAAUUUGAUGCAACAUUCACGAUUCAGUGCGGCGGCGCAACUUUUCCUGGGGGCGGAUAUGGUGAGAGAAGCCAUUGAUGCUCUGAUAGCAGGAGAAGAAUGGGGCAAAGCGAAAAAAGUUGCCAAAGAACUGGAUCCACGAUUUGAGCCGUAUGUCGACUCCAAGUACAAGGACUUUCUGAAGAACGCUGGCAACACUGAGCAACUGGCCAGCGUCGAUUUGAUCAGCGCUUUGGACAUGUACGCGGAACGCGGGGAUUGGCGCAAAUGCAUCGAAACUGCGGAGCAAAAUGGGCAGCAGGUUUUGCAGAAAUAUCUGGCGCUGUAUGCGACGCAUUUGGUUCGGGGCAUGGGUUGGGAAAACAUGGCGUUUGUGUUCUUCAACCACUUCUUGGAUUUGUGCGGAGCUAUCGAGGACGGAAACGCGGAUGCUUUGGAUCAUUCAGACUUCAUCGACACAGACAUCCCAUUCGAGAUUCCGUUACCCGAAAGAGUCAGUAUUCCAGCAGAGAAGCAAGAAGAGGCCAAGGAAUGGGUUCUCGCCGUGUCCAUUGACCAGAAGGUCGAACAGAUAUUGCCGAUGGACGAAAGAUCGGCUUAUGAGGCAUCAUUAAGAUCUCCAGAUGGUCAGAUAUUGCAACCUUGCAUCAUAUCGGGUUACCCGGUUUUGCGGAACAAGAUCUCCUUCAAGAAAGACAAUCGUGUGGCGAACAAGGAAGAGUGGAACAGGUUGAUGAUGGAGUCGAAAAUGUCUCCUUCGUCGGAAAUGAGUGACUUGCUGGCUUUCAUCGCGAAAUGGGCCGGUGAAUCUGCUGGACCGUCUUAUUCGUUCAAGUGAAGCUGCGGGCGAUUGUUUUUAGCGAUUUCUGAGCUGAAAACUCGUCUGAUGGGAAGAAACGAGUGGCACAAAGGUUGAAUUUGUUGAAAAGAAUUAAUUUUGUUCAAAUUAGCUAAGUAGUCUUGAUUUGUGCUUUAGAAUCAUUGUGUUCCUGCCACGCGUGUGUUAUCUGAAG
This is a messenger RNA of Notodromas monacha, 2689 nucleotides long. The record is from the annotation of a GenBank genome assembly. NCBI's taxonomy places the organism in Eukaryota, Metazoa, Arthropoda, Ostracoda, Podocopida, Cyprididae.